AUGAAGUUAUCAGAAGGCGCUGUGGAGGCUUUAGCUAAUGGACGCCCAGUCAAUGACGUUAUGCUGCAGUUGGUGAAUAUCCGCAAGAUCGAUGGAGGAAAUGGCCCGGUUCGUUUUAGGGCCAUGAUGAGUGAUGGCCGUUACUCCAUGUCUUCAUUUAUGUUGUGUACCCAGUUGAACUAUAUGGCUGAGGAUAAUACUCUGGCCCCACACUGCAUCUGUCUGAUCAAGAGGCACGUCACCAAUAUACUGAAAGAUGGACGGCGUGUAGUCAUUAUUCUAGAAAUAGAGGUUAUAAAGCCAGCGGAUCAAGUGGGUGGAAAGAUUGGUGAACCUGUUCCUUACACUGAAGGUCAAAAAACAGCAGUACAACACCCACCACAGUCGAAUCCAGCACCUCGCCCACCACUCCAGCCCCAAAACGGCAACAAUGAAGUCCACAGAGGUUUCAAUCGGGAUAUGGGAAAGAAAGCUGCGUCCAACAUGCCCAGCACCCCUGGGGGCAGCUCUAAAGUUGUACCUAUUGCCAGUCUCAACCCCUACCAGUCCAAGUGGACCAUCCGUGCUCGAGUUACUAAUAAAAGCACCAUUCGAACCUGGAGCAAUUCUCGCGGCGAUGGAAAACUCUUUUCUAUGGAGAUUGUGGAUGAGAGUGGAGAAAUUAGAGUCACCGGUUUCAACCAAGAGGUGGAUAAAUUCUUUGAACUGGUGGAAGUUGGCAAGGUUUACUACCUUUCCCGAGCCUCGCUGAAGAUUGCUAACAAACAGUACACGUCUGUAAAGAACGAUUAUGAAAUGACUCUUAACGGAGAGACGAGCAUCAUCCCCUGUGAGGACAGCGCUGACGUGCCCAUGGUUCAGUGUGACUUUAUCACAAUCGGUGACUUGGAAAUGAGAGAAAAGGAUGCAGUUGUGGAUGUGAUUGGUGUGUGUAAGUCUGUUGAGGAGGUGACCCGCCUUACUACAAAAACCAAUCGUGAAGUUUCCAAGCGCACCCUGGACCUGAUGGACAUGUCGGGGAAGAUGGUGACGGUCACCCUGUGGGGAGAGGAGGCUGAAAAGUUUGAUGGCACAGGACAACCUGUUGUUGCUAUCAAAGGUGCCAAGCUGUCUGACUUUGGAGGCAGGUCCCUUUCUGCUUCAUUUAGCAGCACCUUAAUGGUCAACCCAGACAUCCCUGAGGCAUACAAGCUGCGAGGCUGGUAUGACAAGCAGGGCCAUGCCAUCGAUGCACAAUCUCUGACUGAGUUGAGGAGUGGAGGAGGGGGAGGAAACACCAACUGGAAAGCUCUCUCAGACGUGAAGACGGAGCACCUGGGACAUGGAGAGAAGGCAGAUUACUACACUUGCAUUGCAACCAUAGUGUACCUAAAGAAGGAAAACUGCCUUUACCAAGCAUGUCCGACCCAAGACUGCAAUAAGAAAGUGGUGGACCAGCAGAAUGGCAUGUACCGCUGCGAGAAGUGCGACAAAGAGUUCCCCAACUUCAAGUACCGCCUCAUCCUUUCUGCAAACAUUGCAGACUAUGGAGACAAUCAGUGGGUGACUUGCUUCCAGGAGAGUGCAGAAGCAAUUUUGGGCCAAAAUGCAGCUUACCUGGGGCAGCUCAAGGAUUCGAAUGAAGCUGCCUUUGAUGAAGUGUUUCAGCAGGCCAACUUCAACUCUUUCAUUUUCCGCAGUCGAGUCAAGUUGGAGACCUAUAAUGAUGAGUCCAGAAUCAAAGCCACAGUGAUGGAAGUGAAGCCUGUGGAUCACAAAGAAUACAGCAAGCGAUUGAUCAUGAACAUCAGAAAAUUGUCCAACCAGUAA
Knipowitschia caucasica is the source of this 1809-nucleotide messenger RNA. Lineage: Eukaryota; Metazoa; Chordata; Actinopteri; Gobiiformes; Gobiidae. The record is from the annotation of a GenBank genome assembly.